Molecule: messenger RNA, 700 nt
Organism: Paramecium pentaurelia
Lineage: Eukaryota; Ciliophora; Oligohymenophorea; Peniculida; Parameciidae
Source: the annotation of a GenBank genome assembly
AAUAGAUCAUAAUCUUGGAACAUAAAGAAGGUGAAGUUGCUGGUGAAAAUAAUCAAAACUUAGCAAAUUCUUUUCAUCAAAGUUAAAACCUCUUUAAUGCUAAAUUUUUUUUAGGACUAUUUAACAUGAAGAUUAUUAAUAGGUAUUGUUAAUGGAGCAUUGCAUUCAGGAAUGUCUUAAUUCUCUAUAGUUCCUGAUUAUCAUUUUGACCAAUUCAAGUAAAAUAGUUGUAUUAACUUUUAUUAUUAUCAUCAAAAGUUUUAACUAGAUACAUUUAGUUAUAUAUUCCUUGCUCAUUGAAGGAUUAUAAAAAGCAGUAUAAGGAUAGAAUACUUUAUUUGGAACUAUCUUUUUUCUUUUAUUUCAUCAUAGCUAUUAGUUUAAUUUUUGUUUGUGUAACAAUAGAAGAGAAUGAAGAAGCCUAGCCUUGCCUUUUUAUCUACCAUACAGAUUAUUUUUAUGUGGUUUUUUUUAAUAUUCCAAUUUUUUGUACAUAUAAAUUUUACAUGCCACUGCUGUUAAGGGUAUUUUUGUGGUGAUUUUUGCAUAAAUAAUAAUAUGGCUUUUUAAAAGAAUAAAUAAAAUUGGAUUUUUAAAUUCUUAUUUUUAUUUUUAGAUCAAACAUCAUAUCAAUGAUUUUUAUGCUUUGGCAUCUAUUUCGCUUAUAUUAAUGAUUGGUCUAUUUUAUGAUAAUGAAUGA